AUGGCUUUGCGCUCAGCCUGGUGCUCUGUGCUGCCUCUGUGGCUCCUCUGGGGCGCUGUCUGCUCCAGCGCGGCCGCGUCCGGGGAGGACAACGCUUUUCCUUUUGACAUUGAAGGGAGCUCCGUGGUCGGCAGGCAAGACCCGCCUGAGACAAGCGAGUCCCGCGUGACUUUAGGACGGCUGCCGCCUGCUGCCGAGAAAUGCGGAGCUGGCUUCUUUCGUUCCCUGUCAGGAGAAUGUUUGCCCUGUGACUGUAACAGUAAUUCCAAUGAGUGCUUGGACAGCUCUGGAUUCUGUGUGAACUGCCAGCGAAACACGACAGGGGAGCACUGUGAAAAGUGUCUGGAUGGUUACAUCGGAGAUUCCAUCAGGGGAGCACCCCAAUUCUGCCAGCCAUGCCCCUGUCCCCUGCCCCACAUUGCCAGUUUUGCAGAAUCCUGCUAUUGGAAAAAUGGAGCUGUUCGAUGUAUUUGUCAAGAAAACUAUGCUGGACCCAACUGUGAAAGAUGUGCCCCUGGUUACUUUGGAAACCCGUUACUGAUUGGAAGUACCUGUAAGAAAUGUGACUGCAGUGGAAAUUCAGAUCCCAAUCUGAUCUUUGAAGAUUGCGAUGAAGUCACCGGCCAGUGUAGGAAUUGCUUACGCAACACCACUGGAUUCAACUGUGAACGCUGCGCUCCUGGCUACUAUGGGGACGCCAGGAUAGCCAAGAACUGUGCAGUGUGCAGUUGUGGGGGAGGCCCUUGUGACAGCGUAACCGGAGAAUGCUUGGAAGAAAAUUUUGAACCCCCUACAGGCAUGGACUGCCCAACCAUAAGCUGUGACAAGUGCAUCUGGGAUCUGACAGACGACCUGCGGUUAGCGGCACUCUCAAUCGAAGAAAGCAAAUCCGGUCUAUUGAGUGUGUCUUCUGGUGCCGCUGCUCAGAGGCAUGUGAAUGAAAUGAACUCCACCAUCUACCUCCUCAAAACGAAAUUGUCGGAAAGAGAAAACCAGUACGUCUUAAGAAAGAUACAGAUCAACAAUGCUGAGAAUACAAUGAAAAGCCUUCUGUCUGACGUGGAGGAAUUAGCUGAAAAGGAAAAUCAAGCCUCGAGAAAGAGUCAGCUGAUUCAGAAGGAAACCGUGGAUACCAUUAACCAUGCAACUCAGCUUGUUGAACAAACCCACAAUAUGAGGGAUAAAAUCCAAGAGAUCAACAACAAGAUGCUCUAUUAUGGAGAGGAGCAGGAACUUAGCCCUGAGGAAAUCUCUGAGAAGCUGAUGUUGGCCCAAGAGAUGCUUGAGGAGAUUAGACGCCGUCAACCGUUCCUCACCCAACGGGAGCUUGUGGAUGAGGAGGCAGACGAAGCUCAUGAGCUGUUGAGCCAGGCUGAGAGUUGGCAGCGGCUGUACAAUGAUACCCGCUCCCUGUUUCCUGUUGUCCUGGAGCAGCUGGAUGACUACAAUGCUAAGUUGUCAGACCUCCAGGAAUCGCUUGACCAGGCCCUUGACCAUGUCAGAGAUACUGAAGACAUGAACAGGGCCGCAGCAGCCAGGCAGCGGGACCACGAGAAACAACACGAGAGAGUGAGGGAACAAAUGGAAGUGGUGAACACAUCUCUGAGGGCAUCUGGUGACUCUCUGAGAACCCCUCGCCUGACUCUUUCAGAACUUGAUGAUAUAAUAAAGAAUGCAUCAGGGAUUUAUGCAGAAAUAGAUGGAGCCAAAAAUGAACUACAAGGAAAACUAUCCAACCUGAGUAACAUCAGUCAUGAUUUGGUCCAGGAAGCUAUUGACCAUGCACAGAACCUUCACAAAGAGGCUGAUGAAAUGAACAGGAACUUGCACAGUUCAGAUACCAAUGGGCUGGUACAGAAGGCUUUGGAUGCAGCAAAUGUCUAUGAAAAUAUUGCCAAUUAUGUUGGUGAAGCCAAUGAAACGGCAGGAUUGGCUCUGAACAUCACUGACCGAAUAUAUGACGCUGUGAGCGGAAUUGAUACUCAAAUCAUUUACCAUAAAGAUGAAAGCGAAAACCUCCUCAGUCAAGCCAGAGAACUGCAAGCAAAGGCAGAUUCUAGCAAUAAUGAGGUAGUGGCUGGCACCAGCAGGCGUGUGGAUGGAGCCCUGGCCAGGAAGAGUGCCCUUAAAAACAGAUUAAAUGAUGUCAUUAAGCGCUUACAAGCAGCAGAGAGAGGUGAUGCUCAGCAGCGCGUGGAUCAGUCCAAGCAGAUCACGGCAGAAGCUAACAAGACGAUUCAAGUCUCUAUGAUGUUUGAUGGCCAGUCAGCUGUUGAAGUCCACCCCAAAACCAGUGUGGAUGACAUAAAGGCCUUCACAUCUCUGAGUCUGUACAUGAAACCUCCUGUGAAGCAGCCAGAACAGAGUGGCACUGCGGAUCAGUUUAUUCUGUAUCUCGGAAACAAAAACCAAUUGAUCCCUCCUGAUGAUGUGUCCAAAACAAACAAGUCGGACAAUAUUCUAUUAAUGAAAAUUAUUUAUCUUAACAGGAUAGGAAAACAUGGGAAGAUAUUUUUAACAGUCCCAAGUCUCAGUAGCACAGCAGAGGAGAAGUUCAUUAAAAAGGGGGAAUUUUCAGGAGAUGACUCCUUGUUGGAUCUGGACCCUGAGGACACUGUGUUUUACGUUGGUGGGGUGCCUUCAAACUUCAAGCUUCCUGCCAGCUUAAACCUGCCUGGCUUCAUUGGCUGCCUGGAAUUGGCUACUUUGAAUAAUGAUGUGAUCAGCUUAUAUAACUUUAAGCACAUCUAUAAUAUGGACCCCUCUAAGUCAGUGCCCUGUGCCAGAGAUAAACUGGCCUUCACUCAAAGUCGGGCUGCCAGCUACUUCUUCGAUGGCUCUAGUUACGCUGUGGUGAGGGAUAUCACAAGGAGAGGGAAAUUCGGUCAGGUCACUCGCUUUGACAUAGAAGUUCGAACACCAGCUGAUAACGGCCUUGUGCUCCUGAUGGUCAAUGGAAGUAUGUUUUUCAGCCUGGAAAUGCGCAGUGGUUACCUACAUGUGUUCUAUGACUUUGGAUUCAGCAAUGGCCCUGUGCAUCUAGAAGACACGUUGAAAAAAGCUCAGAUUAAUGAUGCUAAAUACCAUGAGGUACAAAUUGUCAUAGUAUUUGUUUGUUUGUUGUUUUUGACCCUACGGGCACACCUUCCCCUGGAUAUCAACUUCAGGGGAUGCAUGAAGGGUUUUCAGUUCCAAAAGAAAGAUUUCAAUUUAUUAGAGCAGAAAGAAACUCUGGGAGUUGGUUAUGGGUGUCCAGAAGAUUCUCUUAUAUCACGCAGAGCAUAUUUCAAUGGGCAGAGUUUCAUUGCUUCAAGUCAGAAAAUAUCUUUCUUUGAUGGCUUCGAAGGAGGUUUUAGUUUCCGAACAUUACAGCCAAAUGGGUUAUUAUUCUAUUAUGCUUCAGGGUCAGAUGUGUUCUCCAUUUCACUGAAUAACGGUACUGUGAUCAUGGAUGUAAAGGGAAUCAAAGUUCAAUCGCCAGAUAAGCAGUACAAUGAUGGGCUGUCCCACUUCAUCAUUACCUCUGUCUCACCCACCAGAUAUGAACUGAUAGUAGAUAAAAGCAGACUUGGGAGUAAGAAUCCCGCCAAAGGGAGAGUAGAACAGACACAACCAAGUGAAAACAAGUUUUACUUCGGUGGCUCACCCAUCAGUCCUCAGUACAGUAAUUUCACUGGCUGUAUAAGCAAUGCCUACUUUACCAGGUUGGACAGAGAUGUGGAGGUUGAAGAUUUCCAGCGAUAUUCCGAAAAGGUCCACACUUCCCUGUAUGAGUGUCCCAUUGAGUCUUCACCAUUGUUUCUUCUUCACAAAAAAGGAAAAAAUUCCUCAAAGCCUAAAACAAAUCAGAAUAAAAAGGGAGAGAAAAGUAAGGAUGCACCUUCAUGGGAUCCUGUUGGCCUGAAAUUCCAACAGCGGAAUGCUCCGAGAGAUUCUCAUUGCCACCUUUCCAACAGCCCUAGAGCAAUAGAGCGUGCCUAUCAGUAUGGAGGGACGGCCAACAGCCGCCAAGAGUUUGAACACUUAAAAGGAGACUUUGGUGAAAAAUCUCAGUUUUCCAUUCGUCUGAAAACUCGCUCCUCCCAUGGGAUGAUUUUCUAUGUCUCAGAUCAAGAAGAGAAUAACUUCAUGACUCUAUUCUUGGCCCACGGCCGUUUGGUUUUCAUGUUUAACGUUGGCCACAAGAAACUGAAGAUUAGAAGCCAGGAGAAAUACAAUGAUGGAUUGUGGCACGAUGUGAUAUUUAUUCGGGAAAAGAGCAGUGGCCGACUUGUAAUUGAUGGUCUUCGAGUCCUAGAGGAAAGUCUGCCUCCUACUGAAGCUUCCUGGAAAAUCAAGGGCCCUAUUUACUUGGGAGGCGUGGCUCCUGGAAGGGCUGUGAAAAAUGUCCAGAUUAACUCAGUCUACAGUUUCAGUGGCUGUCUCAGCAAUCUCCAGCUCAAUGGGGCCUCCAUCACCUCUGCUUCACAGACAUUUAGUGUGACCCCUUGUUUUGAAGGUCCAAUGGAAAUGGGAACAUACUUCUCAACAGAAGGAGGAUAUGUGGUUCUAGAUGAAUCUUUCAAUAUUGGAUUGAAGUUUGAGAUUGGAUUUGAAGUACGUCCCAGAAGCAGUUCCGGAACCCUUGUUCACGGCCACAGUGUCAAUGGGGAGUACCUAAAUGUUCACAUGAAAAAUGGGCAGGUUAUAGUAAAAGUCAACAACGGCAUCAGAGACUUCUCCACCUCAGUAACCCCCAAGCAGAAGCUCUGUGAUGGUAGAUGGCAUAGAAUUACAGUUAUUAGAGAUUCAAAUGUGGUUCAGUUGGAUGUAGAUUCUGAAGUGAACCAUGUGGUUGGACCCCUGAAUCCAAAAUCAGUUGAUCACAGGGAGCCUGUAUUUGUUGGAGGUGUUCCAGAGUCUCUACUGACACCACGCUUGGCCCCGAGCAAGCCCUUCACAGGCUGCAUUCGUCACUUUGUGAUUGAUGGGCGCCCAGUGAGCUUCAGUAAAGCAGCCCUGGUCAGUGGCGCCGUGAGCAUCAACUCUUGUCCCACAGCCUGAUACCCCAGAGCAGAGCUGCCCAAGUAUACAGUUCUUUAGAGCACUGAAAGAAACGCAAAACCAGCCAGGAGAAACCGCAACUCUUCCUCCUGGUGGAAGCUUUCAACUAGUUGACCGUGACUUAAAUGAAUCAUCAGGGACGGGAUGUUUAUUAUUUC
Trichechus manatus latirostris (Florida manatee) is the source of this 5201-nucleotide messenger RNA. RefSeq names its product laminin subunit alpha 4 (gene LAMA4). The coding region runs from base 1 to 5043 and encodes 1680 amino acids. NCBI's taxonomy places the organism in Eukaryota, Metazoa, Chordata, Mammalia, Sirenia, Trichechidae. The record is from RefSeq and is a predicted model, not a curated record. Gene Ontology annotation, molecular function: signaling receptor binding. The transcript has 36 exons. Gene Ontology annotation, biological process: regulation of cell migration; cell adhesion; regulation of cell adhesion.